GGAGGAAGGCGCUACUCAUUCGCCACAGGCAGUGGUUGUGCCAUGACACACUUGUGUGAGCAGAGCAACUAAAAUCUAAGUCAGAACACUACAAAAUGAAAGCUUCAUGGUUGGCCGCGUGGCUACUCUUCACAGGCAUCUGCAUGCACCCUGGACACACGAGUUCUCCCCCAGAGGAUCUGGACGGGUCUGGUGAUGAUGCUGAGGGUUCGGGGUCUGGGGAUCUGGAGAGUUCAGGUUCAGGCCCGCUCGUCAAAACCACCACCCUCUCACAGAUGACCCUAGAAGGGGGCCUUAUCCGAGAAAUCUUUGUGGGUGACACGAAAAGAGAAGGGCCUGAUGACUCGGAUCUAACAUUUGAUUCCCAGCCUGUCACUGCUGCAUCUAUGCCACGUCCGACAGGACAGGGGAGUCAUGGCUUUUUGGAGGACAAGGAGACUCUUGCAGCGGUCGUCAGCGGGGGUGUGGGAGCGUUGGCCCUGGCCCUGGUGCUCGUUGGCGCUGUGGUGUACUUCAUGAAGAGGAGGGAGAAAGGAAAGUACGCGGCGGCCCAGCACACAAACGGCAAGGCGAUGUAUCAUCAAGCACCGACAAAAGACGAGUUCAUAACGGCAUAGCACCACAUGCAACCAUAAUGACUAUUCAAAGGAGGAGAGAGGUUCUCUCACUCUUCAGGGAGGGAGAGGGGGAUGGAGAGGGGGAUGAGAAGUACUACAAAGGGUGUGGAGACGAUGGAGUAAUUGUAAAUAAGGUGCAAGAGAAAGAGAGAAAGAGAGGAAGGGAAAGGAAAAGAAGAAAGAGGGUGAACGGACAGGAAAAGGAGAUUGUCAAGCAGAGGCGUGAGGUAUGUCUGAGUGAGAACAAGGACAAAGGGGAAAGAUGAAAAAUGAAAGUGACAUGUAACAUGUACAGUUCAGUAGCAGUAAAACGAUAAGACAGACAGGAGCUGGUCAAUUGUUUUUUUUUUUAAUUUUUAACUAGUGUUUUGUAUUAGAGAAAACAAGAGAAAGAAGGAGAGAAAGAGAGAGGGUGAGAGAGAUAGAGUGCGCGCGCGUGCGUGUAUGUGUGAGUGUGUGAGUGUGUGUGUGUGUGCGUGUGUGUGUGUGUGUGUGUGUGUGUGUGUGUGUGUGUCUUAUAAGUGCCAUGAUUUUCAGGAUUUUUGGUUGUAUCACUGGUAGGCCUUUCUGAGAUGAUGCUCUACUUUGUGUUCCCAUUUUAACACAUGAUACUGUAUUUAUUGAUCUGCCAGACGUGCCAGACUCUGAGUUAGGAGACCAAUUGUAACACUGCCCUGUCUAAAAUGUAGCAUAGUCUCUCAAAUGUAUUAUGUUCAUCAUCAUUGUCUACAGCGGUUUAAACUGCACUACAUUCACAUUAACAAAUUAAAUCUGUAUUAUGCUGUUUUAAGUGGGCUUGCUGACUUCUGGAGGCUUUACACUUUUGAGUAAUAAAUUGGACACCUAUGGUGUCAUGGUGACAGAC
Sardina pilchardus (European sardine) is the source of this 1482-nucleotide messenger RNA. RefSeq names its product syndecan-1-like. The record is from RefSeq and is a predicted model, not a curated record. Gene Ontology annotation, biological process: cell migration. Lineage: Eukaryota; Metazoa; Chordata; Actinopteri; Clupeiformes; Clupeidae. The transcript is spliced from 5 exons. Bases 96 to 617 code for a protein of 173 amino acids. Gene Ontology annotation, cellular component: cell surface; membrane.